This is a messenger RNA of Saccoglossus kowalevskii, 870 nucleotides long. RefSeq names its product tigger transposable element-derived protein 5-like. Lineage: Eukaryota; Metazoa; Hemichordata; Enteropneusta; Harrimaniidae. The record is from RefSeq and is a predicted model, not a curated record.
AUGUCUAAACGAAAGUUAACAAGCGUUUCCGUGAGAGAUAAACUUGCAGCGAUCGACCGAGUAAGGAAAGGUGAAACCAAGGCGAAGAUUGCACGUGACCUCGGCGUAGGUGAGUCCACUAUUCGCGGAUGGGUGAAAGACGAAACUAAGCUGAGAAAGUUCAUUUUCGAUGUGGACCAGGAAUCUGGACUUAAACGAAAACGAGCUAAACUGGCAUCCAAUGAAGACAUCGAUAAAGCUGUAUAUGUAUGGUUUAUUCAAGGAAGAUCUGCAGGAACGCCACUGUCUGGUCCUAUCAUACGGGAGAAGGCUCGCAUCCUGGCUAAACAAUUGCGAGGACAGGACUUCGACUUUGAGGCCAGCGCUGGGUGGUUCUGGCGUUGGCAAAAUAGACACGCUGUCCAUGAAAUUUCUGUACAAGGGGAGGCUAGAUCAGCGGAUAUUGAGGCUGCAAGAAACUUUCCAAGAAAAUUGAAAGAAAUUAUCGAAGCUGGUGGUUACUCAGAGGAACAAAUUUAUAAUGCUGACGAAGCAGGUUUAUUUUGGAAAAUGUUGCCAUCCAAGACGCAGGCAUCGGCAAGUAACUCACAGAACGUUGGACACAAACAAAAUAAACAGCGGAUUACUGUCAUGUUCACUGCUAAUAAGACCGGCAGUCACAAACUUAAACCCCUUGUGAUUGGAAAAAGUCUUCGACCACGCUGUUUUCAUCAUGUGAACACUGACAAUUUGCCGAUUGUGUAUAUGGCUUCUGGAAACGCGUGGAUGACAAGUUUUUGUUCAAGGACUGGUUUUUUAACCAUUUCGUCCCAAGUGUACGUCGCCACUUGUCAUCGCACGGACUUGAAUCGAAAGCAUUGCUGCUUUUAG